Messenger RNA from Megalopta genalis, 1991 nucleotides. NCBI's taxonomy places the organism in Eukaryota, Metazoa, Arthropoda, Insecta, Hymenoptera, Halictidae. The record is from RefSeq and is a predicted model, not a curated record.
GGCACAAAGCCGCGAGGCUGCGCGAAACACCCGAGAAUCGAAUUCGACGUGCGACUCGUGCGAGUAGGAGGAAGAUGGGAAAACGGAAAUAGAAACAAAAGACAUUCGAAUUUUACAUGACAUUCUUCUGAUUCGAUGUUGAUCGCCGUAAAUCGUGUAACUUCGCAACCGUUGCGUUUUUAUGAUCUCAAGGGCAAGAAAAAUGGCGAGUGUCGUUUCUUUAGCAGCCGUGAUUUCGCGCGCUUCGUUAUUCAACUCGUUUCUCCGGCUUGUUAAUGUCGUGUGUCGUAGCCGCGACUGCGAUCGAUGUCUCCAGUAAAUUUCCCGACGUACCUCUCUGGAUUCGUAGCGAAACAUGUCGACACAAGGCACGGAACUUACAAAUUGCCUCGUGACUCGAGAUGUCGAGACCAUGUUGGACGAGACACAGGGCAAUCGUGCAGAUAUUUUGGAGUGCCUGUCGGUUUUAAUUAACGAGGAUAACAAUGGGAAUGGCCGAAUGCAGGAAUUAAUAUUGGACGAACAGUUGUUGAGCGGUACUACGCUGACAGCUGUGACAUUACCGGAUGGAACGCAAGCAUUCAUGGCAAAUAAUUCCAACAACGAUGUGGACUCAAAGAAUCAAACGACUUUAGAAUUAGAUAAUGGAGAUACCAUAUUACUACGGGAUGUAACAGAAUUUACAGAUGGUAAGUCGCUUCAGUUGGAAUUAGAUCCGGCAAUGUUGGUGCAAGCACGUAACGCUACCGUAGAGAAUGAAGAGAAUACCUAUCCAAGAGUGGAGUUCAUAGACGGAGCAGCAUAUGUGGUGACAGGCCAUCUGGACGUUGGUAAAGAUCUAUGGGAAGUUGACAGCGGUAAACUUACAAAAAAGGACUCCAAGAUCUUAUUAAAUAAAUUAUCUGUGUCGAGAAUCAGGCAUCCUUGUCCAAGGGAAGGUUGCUCGAAAGUCUACAGUACUCCUCACCAUCUUAAGGUGCACGAACGAUCGCACACUGGCCAACGACCAUACCGGUGCACGUAUCCAAAAUGCAAGAAGAGCUUCUCGACGGGUUACAGUUUGAAAGCGCAUUCGCGUACACACACAGGAGAGAAGCCUUACAAAUGUCCGAACGAAACCUGCGAUAAAAGUUUUAAAACUUCGGGAGACUUGUUGAAGCAUGUUCGAACGCACACGGGAGAGAGGCCCUUUUUAUGUCCUUUCGACGGUUGUGGUCGGUCCUUCACGACGAGCAAUAUUAGGAAGGUUCACGUGAGAACGCACACAGGUGAACGCCCGUACAAAUGUACGCAACCGAAAUGCGGGAAAGCUUUCGCUAGCGCGACCAACUAUAAAAAUCACAUUCGUAUUCAUUCCGGCGAGAAACCCUAUGUUUGUUCGAUCGAAAAUUGUGGAAGAAGAUUCACCGAAUAUUCUAGUCUUUACAAGCACCACCUGGUUCACACUCAGCAGAGACCGUUCGAAUGUAAAGUUUGUUUCAGAAGAUACAGACAGAGUAGCACUCUUAUAAUGCAUAAAAGAACAGCACAUGCGUUGGUCGAUAACGACGACAACGUGGACGUGUUUUUCCAAGAAUCAAGUAUACCAGAGCCUUCUAGUCGGGCCAAAGACAGGCGGAAGACGAACGUCCCGCGAGAAAAAAUAGAUAGUUCUUCGUUAAAGGUUGCAGGGAAAGAGAAACAAAUUCAAAUUCAUUCCAAAGGGCUUGACGACUUGCAUGACAACGAAACGCAGAUAUUAUUGGUCGGGGAUCCUUCCCAAAUCGCAGCGUUACAGAACUCUUGCGGAUCUUUCCCGGUACGGCACGGAGAUGAAGGAGCACGCGGCAUGAAAACCAAGGGAGGAUCAUCGGUUUCGCCGACGCUUGAAAUCGCAUCGUGUGUCUAACGGCGUAUCCACGUCCGAGGAGAAAAAAGCGAGAAAAGGAGGAGAGAAGGCGGAGAGAUUUUCGAAGGUCACGAAAUCGGAGUCUAAAGAGCUAUCAUGUGAU